CUCAUUCAACGGUAACUCCUCUUAGCGAACAGAUCCUGGGAAAGACAGAGUUGCAGAUCUCUCCUGUUGAUAACCAAAAGCUGAAAGAAAACAGAAGAAGCACGCCUAAAGAAAUGGACCCAGACAAGAAAUUCCUUUGCGACGACAGCCAAACCAAAUCUAAUUCCAAUUGCUCUACCCCACCAGAGACAGCUUCAAUCAAGAGCGUUGGUUGGACAUGGCUCGUCGUCCUGGCUGGAGUCGCAACGACUAUCGGUUCUUCAAUUCCCAUCGGUUUCUCGAUCGGGGUCCUCAACACUCCCUCAGGGUUACUCCAGAAGUGGAUAAACGAAUCCGUUAUCGAGAAAUAUGACAUGGUACUCAACAACCACCAGAUGGAUAUCGUGUGGUCAUCAAUUGUGUCCAUCUUUCUCGUUGGUGGUAUGGUCGGAUCUUUGUCCGGUGCGUGGUUCGCCGAUAGGUUUGGAAGGAAAGGAACCCUCAUGAUUGGAGCAGUGGCGAGCUUCAUUACUUCCUUGAUGUUCGUCUUUACUAAACCGUUAAACUCUGUUGAGCUUUUUUUCUUGGCAAGGUUGGUAGCUGGCCUAAGUGGAGGUCUGGUAAUGCCUGUGAUACCGUUGUACUUAACAGAACUGGCUCCGAUAAACUUGAGAGGCGCGAUGGGCACCGUUUGUCCAAUGGGUAUAUCAAGUGGUGUUCUUUUAGCUCAAAUUUUGGGGCUGCCGAAUUUCUUAGGAACUGAAGUGAUAUGGCCUUAUCUUCUCGGAUUUUUUGGCGUCCUUGUCGUCGUUGGUUCCGCUGCAUUCCCUUGGCUUCCCGAAAGUCCAAAAUACUUGUACGUCAUCAAGGGUUCGAGACAACGAGCUUUAAGAGAAUUAUCAAGGCUGCGCAACCUUCCUGAAGAAUUUGUAUGUUGUGAACUCGAAGAAAAAGUCGACUCGGUUGAGGACGAUGUUUGGACUUUGGGUAGGAUAAUGAGGACCAGAGGUCUUUGGAUAAACUUAGCUCUCGUUUGCGCUCUUCAUUUCGGCCAGCAAUUUUCUGGUAUCAAUGCAGUAUUUUACUAUUCAGUCACUAUCUUCCGUUCAGCUGGCCUUAGUGAGAAGAAUGCUCAACUGGGCAACUUGGCAGCCGGAGUCAUCAACUUGUCUAUGGCUUUCAUAAUGAUUCCGUCGAUAAAUUUAUUCUCUCGCCGUUUCGUCACCAUUACUAGCUGCACCCUGGCGACUGCUUUUCUUGUGUUCCUCUCCUUCUCAAUUCGGUUCAUGCACACUUUCACUUGGAUGCCUUAUUUGUCCGUCGUAGGAGUCUUAGGAUACGUCUUGACUUAUGGCUUUGGACUCGGUCCAAUUCCAUACUUCAUUGGAACAGAGUUGUUCGACGUCGGCCCACGACCCAUAGCCAUGGCUCUCGGAACAGCCUCUAAUUGGCUCGGCAAUUUAACAGUCGGCUUCUUCUUCCCUGUCGUACAAUCAGCCAUCGGCCCUUAUUCUUUCCUAAUAUUCGCCACAUCAACGGCUUUACUUACGAUUUUCGUCAAGGUUUGCCUGGUGGAAACCAAUGUUAUGAUGUUAGCCAAGAGGCAAAGAAGCGGUUCCCUUUCGAAGGCCUGAAGAAACCAGGACCAUCUUGGUCGUCCUUCGAAGAUUGUGUCCUCAGAAGUAAACUGUGUCGGUGUCAUCAGGGAUAUGUUUCAUCUCUAACUGAAGAUUAUUAGGGAAUCAUUGUAUAUUUAUUGUUUCUAUUAUAUAGAACUUAGCCAAAGCCGCUGAUUUACGUUCGACGAUAUCCAGUUUUAAUUUAAUGUAAACAAAUUAUAGUCUAUUUACAAAUUUCUAUAUUUACGAAUUUAUAGCAGUACAAGUUUGGUUCAGUUUAUUGUCCAAUUCGAACCAUCAAGAUGGCGUUUAAAUAUGUAACUAAUAUGUACUUAGUGUAAUUUGUUAUUGCAAACAGUGCUUAAUUUAUUUUAGGAUAACUUUUGACUUAAUAUUGUGUUGAUUUAUCGAUGAAUUAUGUACUGUAACGAUCUCCAGUGUGAUAUACUUACUUAUGUUAAUCGAAUACAUUAUAUUAAUUUAAUUAUUUUUUAAUCAUUUGUUAGGGUACUUAUACCAAUUAUCGAGAUGGAGCCUGUACUUAUGUAAAAUGUGAUUGAUGGUGCAAGUUCUUGAAAAAUUGCUCAUGUAAAUUAAUUUUUUAAUAAUUAAAUUGUUUUUACUAAAUA
Messenger RNA from Nezara viridula (southern green stink bug), 2227 nucleotides. The record is from the annotation of a GenBank genome assembly. Lineage: Eukaryota; Metazoa; Arthropoda; Insecta; Hemiptera; Pentatomidae.